Messenger RNA from Daphnia magna, 3119 nucleotides. RefSeq names its product TOX high mobility group box family member 3. NCBI's taxonomy places the organism in Eukaryota, Metazoa, Arthropoda, Branchiopoda, Diplostraca, Daphniidae. The record is from RefSeq and is a predicted model, not a curated record. Gene Ontology annotation, cellular component: nucleus. Gene Ontology annotation, molecular function: chromatin DNA binding. Gene Ontology annotation, biological process: regulation of transcription by RNA polymerase II.
GAACGGAUCGUUUUGUUUCGCUUCCCUCUUUCUUGACCGCGUUUCUCUUUUUUUUUUUCUCUCUUUCUCUUGCGUCCCUGUGUGUGUGUGUGUGUGUGUGUGUGCGUGUGGAGCGUGCAGUUUGUUUGGUUUGGUUUUCUCGGUUCGCGGGAUCGAAUCCAGGGACAGGCUAAACAUUUUUUUCUCGAAUAUUUCAAAGAAAAAUGGACGGAUUAGUUUGUAGUUCGGUUUUAGUGAAUUCUUCCGACUUUCACGACAUUUUCACAGAUCCCGUUUGGUUCAAGAAUUCUGAAUUGGUGGCGUCGUCUGCUCAUCCCCUCCAGCAGCAACAUCUUCACGUGCAUCAUCACCAACAACAGGCGCAACAUCACCAACAACAACAGCAACAGAUUCAACAGCAACAAUCGGGCCAUCAUCAAAUCCAUCCCGACUACAACACUCAUCGAUACAACAUGGCCGAUCAGUUUCAACCGCACACGCCGAGUUUUGGUGAUGACGAAUUCGAUAUCGGGUCCAUCGGUUUGAUGGGCGGCGUUCCCAUUGCUGAGCAACAGCAUCAUUUGCAUCCGCACCAGCAACAACAGCAUCAGCAGCAGCCGCAACAACAGCAGCAGCAGCAGCAGCAGGCCAUGUAUCACGGCAACCCUUCGGCCGGAGGUGACAUGUCGUCACACUAUCCGCUUUACAAUCCGCACGCCAUGUCGGAUGGAGGAGGUUACACGCUGCAGACGUUGGGGUCGCCACCGGCCAACAAUCCGAUGGCCUCCGUCAACAGGUACUCGCCCCAGCAGCAGCAGCAGCAACAACAACAACAGCAACAGAUUCCGCAACAGCAAGUUGGUCGCAUCACCGUCGAGUGCCGGCCACUUCAGACGGAAGCGGAAAUGCACAGGAUCUCGGCCACGACGAUGGCCCCGCCCAACUGGACAGGCCAGGCUCUUAUGACGGGCGUCAAUACAUCGCCCCUGGGCUCCAACGUGUCGGCCACCCCGCCCAGCGGCGACACUAGCGAGGAAAGUGGCGACGAUUGCCAUUCCAUCGCACAGAUCAAUGCCAAUAAACGUCCGUCUCCUGAACCCAUUGAGACGAAUACCGGCCGUGCGGGCGGUGGCCAAGCUGCUGCCAAAAAAGCCAAAGUCACUGCGGCCAAAAAGAAGAAGAGGAGGGAUCCUCACGAGCCUCAAAAGCCCGUCUCUGCGUACGCCCUCUUUUUCCGGGACACUCAGGCCGCCAUUAAAGGUCAAAAUCCGAACGCUUCGUUUGGUGAAGUGUCCAAAAUUGUCGCUUCCAUGUGGGACGCCCUGGACGCGGAUUCCAAAAACGUGUACAAAAAGAAAACGGAAGCGGCCAAAAAGGAAUAUUUGAAAGCUUUGGCCGCCUAUAGAGCCAGCGUCGUGUCGAAGGAGGGCAACAACGGUCCGGGUAACAACGAAAGUGUUCCAAUGUUCCAGGCUACAAACAAUACGCCAGCGCCGCAGCAGCAACAACAACAGCAACAGCAAAACGUGGCGACACAGAAUUUCGCCAAUUAUCAAAGUAAUUACAACAUGCCACCUCAGCAACAGCAGCAACAACAGCCGCAGUACACGGCGACGAUGGCCGUGACGUCGGCGCCCAUGCCCCAACAACCGGCGUCGCCCAUGUCGAAGAAACCGUCUCCGCUGUUGAAUUCCUUGAUGGUCGAUCAGCAACAGCAACAACUACACCUACACCAGCAGCAAAUACAACAUCAGCAGCAACAACAACAGCAGCAACAACAGAAUAUGAUGAAUUAUCCGAUGAAUAAUCGGCCGGCUUACAUGAACCAACAACCGCAAAUGAUCCAGACGACUGUACCUCAUCAGGUCCAGCAGGCCGGAAUGAAUUAUUCACCUCACAUUAUGCAACAACAACCUACUCAGCAACAACAACAACAGCAGCAGCAGCCACAAUCUCAGCAACAGCAGCAACAACAACAGCCGCAAAGAGUACAACAUUUAAACCAGGUCACAGCUACAGGUAAACCUGGCCCAGGUACCAACGUUCAUCCGCAUUGCAUCCGCUCCGGAUGUCCAAACGCAGCCAUUUCAAGUCCAGACUGGGAAAAUGAAUACUGCAGUAACGAGUGCGUCGUCAGCCAUUGCAGGGAUGUUUUCUCAGCGUGGGUGGCUUCCGGCCAAGGUGCCCCACCCGGUUAUCCACCGCCGGUCAAGUAAAAUGAAAAUUUCCUUUAAAAAACAAAAUUGAAUUGACAUAUUAUUUCAUAUGAAUCAUCAAACAUUUGAGGGCGGAAAAUUAAAAUAUGAAGAGGAUCAUGAAAAAAAUAAAAUUAAAUACUUAAGAAAUUACGCGAAUGACGAGAAAAAGCUUUUACACAUUUAAAAAAAAAGAAAAGAUCAAUUUUUUUCCCCCCUGUUUUCCUCUUUAAAUUUUUUGAAAAAAGAAAUUCCUUUUUGCCAACCGUUGAUUGUAUAAUUUCUCGCUCCAUGUAAUAAUAAUUAAUAAUAAUUAAUUAAAUAAUGAUCAUAAUAAAAUAAGAAAAAAAGAGAAGAAAAAAAAGGAACAACACAUGACACGUUGAUGUUAAAAAAAAAUUAAUAAGUUCAAUUUGUGCCACUGUUCAAAUAAAAGCAAUCCUAAAUUCAAUCCCAUCCCCUCCUUGCUAUCUGGCUCCCGUUUGUACUAUUUUUUGAUUUUAUUUUAAUUUUUUUUAACAUUGGAGGAUAUAGAAGAAAAACAAUUGAGUUUCAAAACGGAGAGUUGAAAAACCUUUGUAAUGGACAUUUUUAUUUUUAAGUUAAAUGAAAAGAAAAAUACCAGUUUCCACUCUCAUAUUUUGUCAUCAAAUGAUGCGCGCGGAGUUAUAUAUUUUCAAUGCCAUAUGUUUGUUUGAUUUUUAUUGAGCAACAUUUUCCCUCUUUUAUUUGGAGUAGAAUUGAAAGAAAAAAAUUAUUAUUUUUUUUUUUUUUCAAAAGGACAAACAAAAAAAUAAGAAGAAGAAAAAAAUUGGAUUUGUUUUGAGCGGAAUGAUUUUGUUUUUCCAAUUUUUUGUUGGUCGCUCGAAAGAUUUGCUAUUGAAAAGUUGAAAUGAUGGUGGCGAAAAAAAAAAAAAUUUAAAUAUACCUCUUUGUGUUUCAUGA